CACGAUCUCACGAUCGCUCUGACUGCAUUCUUUCGAUCUCUAUCUAAGUGCAAAUUACGACCGGCAAACUCCAUCUUCAAUACUUGUCAACUGCAUUUACGAGAUAUAACGCCUGGUCUGCUGUCAACUAAGCUUAGAGGCACGUCUUGGGCUACGUGCUCUUGACAGCUCUAUCCACCAUGCCUCCAGCCCAGCAUGCGGGGUGGUUCCCCAGCAUUCUUGGUCGAUCCAUUCUCAGCAGCACGAUGCGCAUCCACCAGAGCCUCCAGCAAGACUCAAAGAGCGACGAUGCCUUCACACCGACCCCUGUUGAUAAAACCCACACGCUCGUUGCGCGGGCGGACAAAACAUACCACCCGGGCGAAGGCUCUAUAAACCCAAACAACAUCAAUAUGCGUGGCUUAUAUGCAUUAUUCGCAAUUCUGGGCGCAGGUUUGGUUCUGGCAUCCAUUUGGUUCUUCUUCUGGGCCAAGGAUGGUGGGUUCGUCUGGAAGGAAGGCGACUGGGAGGAAUACAAGUCAACUGUUCUGCGACGAAAAGGCCCUGACGGCCGAACACUCAGUAAUGCCACCCGAAGCACAAGACUCGGCGGUGGCAGCAUCAAUGGGAAGAGCUUCUUCGGCGAGGACGACGGAUACACCGUUGCCGACACGGCACCGACAUACAGCGAUGAAACGGCCACAACAAUCACUGAGAAGGGACCGAAGCGCAAGCGCAACCUCCGCGAUAAGUUCCGACGCAAGCGGAAUGAAAAGUAUGAAGGCGAAGUUGACGAAGACGUCCGCGCUUACCGCAAGGAAAAACCAGCCCAAAUCGGCGGCAUCAACCGCGAAGCCGACGGCACUUAUUACGGUAGUGACUAUGAUACUUCUGCGCCUCCGACCCAAUAUAACCAGAGUGAGAUGAGUGAAGUCCGUGAUUAUGCGUAUGAGCCGGCGCGUCACAGUCAGGGCCGCCGUGACUUUUCCUUUGUCGCGGGAACCGAGGAAACAAUGUCUCAGACCACAACAGAGCGUAUGCUUCGUGAGCCUUCUGCCCGCAGACACAAUCGCCGCCGCGAAAGACGCAGUCGACCACCUCCCACCUCGUCCUCGCGACAAAGCAGUCCGCGUAAGCGCGAGUCGCGCGGUCACUACACUGAACCGCUUGAUUUCUCGUCCAACUCCCAAUCUCGCUCCGAUUAUCAGUACUCGAAUGUUGGCACAGAAGAAGAAGACCUUGGGACCAUCAGCUACCAUCAUCCCAUACCCGGUCUGAGUAAGGGCUACCGACGUGAUGGGGCGCGUAGCAGACGGCGGGAUAGUUUGAGUGAUAGUGAUGGUGACGAGACGAGGUAUUCAUGACGAGGAGGAAAUGAUUGUAAAUACUGCCGACCUCCUACGGAUACAGGACAUCGGGACUUUGAAACUUAUGAGUUCAUGGGACAAUGGAAUGAAUUGGGAUCAGGUUACGAGAACGAGUUUAUACCUUGGCGUUGCGUUUUGCUCUUGUUUACGUGAUUAAUGAUGAAUAUGGACACGAUGAAAGCUGGAAAGGAACAAGCCUGCUAUUGUAUUUUCUUUAUCGCACCACAAGCUAGCCGUGUUAUGCUAUUGCCGUAACUAGUUAAAUAUACACACAUCAAUA
Messenger RNA from Aspergillus nidulans FGSC A4, 1626 nucleotides. RefSeq lists its product as uncharacterized. The record is from RefSeq and is a predicted model, not a curated record. Bases 180 to 1343 code for a protein of 387 amino acids. NCBI's taxonomy places the organism in Eukaryota, Fungi, Ascomycota, Eurotiomycetes, Eurotiales, Aspergillaceae. The transcript has 2 exons.